This is a messenger RNA of Rhipicephalus microplus (southern cattle tick), 3125 nucleotides long. It is a transcript of the gene Rbp6, whose product is annotated as RNA-binding protein 6. Gene Ontology annotation, molecular function: mRNA binding. Gene Ontology annotation, cellular component: cytoplasm. Gene Ontology annotation, biological process: regulation of translation. Lineage: Eukaryota; Metazoa; Arthropoda; Arachnida; Ixodida; Ixodidae. The record is from RefSeq and is a predicted model, not a curated record.
CGCGUCUGCGGCGCUCCGGCGGGGAAAGCCAAAAGCGUCGUCGUGCGUGUUCUCAGUCGAGGCCUGCGCAGAGGGCCAUGUUCGCGUAGUGUACGGCCGAGCCAAAAGAGUCGUUUAGCGUAGCCCAGCACCUGCGAUUGUUGUCGUGCCAUCUGUGCGUCGUCUGCUCGGCCAGAGUGUGUCCGUAGUGUGUAGCGUAUCGCAACCAAGCGCUCCCUUUAGUGACCAUGAUCAUGGAAAACGACAGCCAGCCCACCAACCCGGCCAGCCCCACGGAGGCGGCCCACGACCCAGGGAAGAUGUUCAUCGGGGGCCUGAGCUGGCAGACGGCGCCCGAAGGAUUACGGGAGUACUUCAGCAAGUUUGGCGACAUCACUGAAGUCAUGGUGAUGAAAGACCCCUCCACUCGGCGCUCUCGGGGUUUCGGAUUCGUCACUUUCUCAGACCCAGCCAGCGUAGAUAAAGUCCUAGCCAGCGGCCCUCAUGAGUUGGACGGCAAGAAGAUUGACCCAAAAAUAGCCUUCCCAAAGAGAGCACACCCAAAGGAAGGCCCUCCCGAAACGCUGGCGUUAGCCCUUGACGGCAAUCUAAAUAGCUAUCUUGCGUACGCUUUCGAGGAGAUGGUCACCAGAACAAAAAAAGUGUUCGUUGGUGGCCUUUCUGCGCCUACGACGCUGGAGGACGUCAAGAACUACUUCCAGCAGUUUGGAAGGAUAGAAGAUGCGAUGCUGAUGUUCGACAAACAGACCAACAGGCACCGAGGUUUCGGUUUCGUGACAUUCGAGAAUGAAGACGUUGUUGACAAAGUUUGCGAGAUCCACUUUCACGAAAUAAACAACAAAAUGGUGGAAUGCAAAAAGGCGCAGCCCAAAGAAGUCAUGAUGCCGAACAAUGUUACACGGGGAAGAGGUGCCGAACUGGUGUGGCCCUUGGGUGCCCUUACUGACGCUGGCUUCCCAGCCUACGGGUACGGCCGUGGAGGCUACCCCGGCUAUCCUGGAUUUGGCUACCCCUUCGCAGUGGAACUAAACGGGCAGCAGACCUCACCACCUCUACUAACGCAAGCUCUUUCAGCAAACAGCCCGGGCCCCAUGGACAUGUACAGCUCGAGUCAGGACAGCGUGAGCUACGUGCAGGCCACGUCACCGCAGCCAUCGGGCUUUCCUCCGCUCACCGUAAGCAUGGGCCCGUUGAUGGCGGCUGCAUUCACCAAUGGCUACCACUGAAAGAAUCAUCUGCUCUACUCUUCCUAGGAGGUGCAAGACAUACGUAGGUGGUUCUAGCCAAGGAACCUUUGAUGAGUGAACCGCAGUCAAAAAGAAGAGAGACAAAGCUUUCAGCUCCUUGGCUUCCUGUUCCUGUUUGCAAAGCCCCCGCUCGCGUGUGUGGUCUGGAGAGAAAGCUGCCGACGCUUGCACCUGGCUUCACCUGUGGUGGCGCGCCCAUGGACUCCCGUCUUAUAAUCUCGGGAGUCUUGCUUGUUUUGUUUUCUUUCCCUGUGAAGAGAGAGACAUUCUAGUUAUCGACUCUUGCUAGACUGUUCUUCUUUGUAUGACAACGACUUCUCUCCCAUUUGAGCGCUUGCAAGCCUGUCUCUUUUUUGCCGACCCUCCUUUGAUGCAUCACUUUUCAUACAAAGCAUAAUGUCAUCUGCCAGGUAUUUUCGUCUGUUCUUUUCCUGGCAAAGCACAUGAUGUCCCGAGUUCCUUUUCACCUCAAACAUUGUGAAACCAUCUCCCUCCUUAAACACCUCUAAGGCAUUAGGCAUGCAAACAGGCAGUCAUGUUUCUGCUGGCUCAAUAAUGUGCAUGAAGACGAUUAAGAUAAAUAUUAGUGCUAUAUGAAAGUCAGUUAUUGUCUUUAAAAAUGCAUUGUCCUAUUUUUCUUUCAAUUAAGUGUCACAUUCUAUAAACAUAAUUACUGGAAGUACCCUUGGUGUUACAUUUAGUCUUUUCAGUUGGUUAGGUUGUCAUGACGCUAUGUACCAUCCCUAUUGUUUCCUUUCCCGUUGCAUCGAAGUCUUUGCAUGCACAAAAACACAUAUAUAGAGCGAACCUCUUUUGUAACGUGAAGCAAUAAGUUGAGUCACGUUCCACACCACUGAACAACAUUAGUUCAACCAAGUUCAAUGCACUUCAAUGUGACGUGAGCCAUGCAUGAAAAAACAAAAUAUUUGACAUUUAAAUGACAUGAAAAUGUGUCUUCUGAAAUAUCAGUGCCAGGCAAGCUUAGUGGAUAUCUGUACUACUGAUUGUGGCUGAGCCAUCCAAGGUUAUUGAUGUGCUUGUUGGUUGUUUAUGAGGUGGUUUAGCCUCCACAUUACUCUAAAACAGACUGACCUGGUGUUUACUCACACGACGGCAGAUGAGCUGCGAACAGUCCUACAUAAUGGACUUUGCCAGGAUGCAAACGGCAGGCAAACUAUGUUUUGUGUUGUUGAUGUUGUUGGCCAUUCACAUGUUUCUCUGAAUAUGCUCAGCGACGUUCGCUGGACUCGUGGUGAUUACUAGAGGCAUGAUUUGUUGCUCUCAACGUCUGCCCCACCCGUUUCAUCGCACACCUUUCUCUACUUCACUCUGCACAUUUCCCUGUCUUGACAUUUCUUCGAACAAUAUUCCUACCCACUUUGUCUGCCAUAAAACAGCACAAACAAAAGCAAAACCAAAGUGUUGUGCACAACCCUUCCUCAAAAGCCGCAUCAUGUUUUCGUAAGCAUAUAUCUGCACGCAUGAAUGAACCUCCUAUAUCAUUGUUGUGUGUUUUAACUGUGAUGCCACACUGCUUCCAUGACAACAAAGCGCCGCGUGUCAUAGCAGUGUUUCCUUUUUAUUUUUGACCUGUCUCGAUAAGUGCACGCGAGCCACAUGUUUAUCACUACAAUGUGUGAAUGGCACGAAUGAUAAUGCAUGGAGAUAAAUGCAUUGUUUCGAUUGUUUUGCCAUUGAACAGUGCAAGCAGAACAGCUGCACAGCCAGGACAUGUAACCUAGUGUAACAGGCAGUACUAUCUUGCCAUCUUCUGUCGUUUAGCAGUUAUUUUUUCAUCCCUACCAGAAUCAUAUAAGCAGAGCUGUGUUGGUGCCUUCAUUUUACAUUAGCACACGUUCCUUUCUAACACGUUUGUGG